AUGAGUAACUCGACUGCGCCGCCCGAGUUCACCGUAUUCGACCUGCCGCCGGACUCUCGGGGCAGUGUGCUGGUCAAUGUCAAUCUCGCGCUCAUUGUCAUUUCUAGCACAUUGCUGUUUACUCGAUUAUAUGUCCGAGGGUUUAUGGUGAAGGCUCUUGGCUUGGACGACUUGCUCGCCACGAUCGCAUAUUUAAUACUAACAACGCAAUCUACGCUCGAGAUCCUGGCUGUAGGAGUUGGGUCUGGUACCCAUAUGGAUGAUGUCCCUCCAGAGAGAAUACCGACAUUUUUCUCCUAUCUUGUUACAUUACAGCUAUUGUUCUUCUGGGCGACGUGCACCGUGCGGCUCUCCAUAGCAGCCUUCUACCCACGUCUGAGCCAGGAUAGAAAUUAUCUUAGAUGCAUUUACUUGGUCGCCUUUGUCAUCAUAGCAAUCACGCUGACUGCAUUCUUCUUUGAGCUGUUCGAAUGCAAACAUAUCCCCGAUUUGUGGGACAUCACAGCACCCGGGCGACAGUGUCUCGACAAGAGCAAGGAGGCGCCAAUGAUGUGGUCGCAUAGUGCCGUCGGCAUAAUUAUCGACAUUUCACUCGUCAUUCUUCCUAUCUGGGUCAUAUAUGCCAAAAUGAAGUUUUCGGCCAAAACGGUUCAGGUCAUCCUCGUUUUCUGUAUCGGUAUUUUUGCCAUCAUCACGGGUAUCGUGCGCUUGAUCAUCAACGUCAAGACAGAUUUUACUACUGAUACAACUUUCAAAAUGGCUCGGGUAGCGCCGUGGACCGACAUCGAAGGCCAUCUUGGAUUAUGGACGGCUUGUUUCCCAGCCCUUCAGCCGCUCAUCCGACUGGCAAGUUACAAGCUGGGACUGAGGUCGACGCUUAGCAGCACUGCGAAACGAUCACGGACGGCGGGUGCCAGCGGCGGCGCACAAAAGUGGCUCAGCAGCGGAAGCCAUCACCGGAGCGCGCUGAGGUCGCACGGUUACAUGAGUUUCAGCAGCGGCGACGACUUCAAGGUCGAGGACACGCGCAGUGCCGUUGUCGUGGGCGGCGGUACCGGUACCGGUAUCAACGGUGUCAGUGCUACAGACCUUGAGCUACGAGAUCUGGAAGCUGCCCGGAUCCUCGACCGCGACGGCGGCGAGCACACCGACCCCUCCAGGAAUGUCAUCUUCAAGAGAACCGACGUCAAGGUGCAGAUUGUGGACGCCAAUGACCACCCUGACAGUUGA
Pestalotiopsis fici W106-1 is the source of this 1230-nucleotide messenger RNA. RefSeq lists its product as uncharacterized. Bases 1 to 1230 code for a protein of 409 amino acids. NCBI's taxonomy places the organism in Eukaryota, Fungi, Ascomycota, Sordariomycetes, Amphisphaeriales, Sporocadaceae. The transcript has 6 exons. The record is from RefSeq and is a predicted model, not a curated record.